Molecule: messenger RNA, 984 nt
Organism: Lycium barbarum (goji berry)
Lineage: Eukaryota; Viridiplantae; Streptophyta; Magnoliopsida; Solanales; Solanaceae
Exons: 2
Coding region: 1-984 (327 amino acids)
Molecular function (GO): catalytic activity
Source: RefSeq, a predicted model, not a curated record
AUGAAAGUGAUUACAUGGAAUAUUAGGGGAAUAAAUAAGCUUUACAAGCAUAGAGAGCUUAAAGUUUUUAUUAAAGAGAAUAAAGUAGGAGUAAUUGCCAUAGUAGAGCAUAGAGUAAAGGAAAUAAGAGCUGAUAAGCUCAUCAAGAAGCUGGUACCUGGUUGGAGCUGGUGCAAUAACUACAACUCAUGUCUUAAAGGCAGGAUAUGGACAUUAUGGAACCCAAACUUGGUGGAUUUUCAUAUGUUGCAUGAACAUGGUCAGUUGAUACAUGGGGAGGAUAGAAGAGGAAUUUGGAAUGAACUGAAGGGGUUAAACCAAAACAUUACUCAAGCCUGGAUAGCUAUGGGAAAUUAUAACUCAGUACUUGAUCAGGAUGACAGGAUACAUGGGAACCAAAUACAGAACAACGAAGUAUGGGAUUUCAAAGAAUUUCUGUGCGAUACCCAUAUGGUGGAACUUAAAUAUAUUGGGCGAGAGUUCACAUGGACUAAUUCUCAUAUACAUAGCAAAAUAGAUAGGGCCCUUGUCAAUGCAGCAUGGAUGAAUACUAUGAAGCAGCUGGAAGUCAUGGUUAUGGACCCAAUAUUCUCUGAUCACACGCCCCUUGGAAUUCAUUUUAAUAAUUGUACAGAUGGCGGUCCCAAACCAUUCAGAUUUUUCAACUAUGUGGCUGAUCUUCCUGAGUUUCAGGUGACGAUUCAGAAAGUUUGGGCAAAACCGAUGGAAAGUACUGGUAUGCAAAAGGUUUGGCAAAAGUUGAAAACGAUGAAAGCUAAGUUGAAAAAGCUAGCAGGGACUGAUUCUUACAAAGUAAGUGCAAAAGUGAAGGAAGUGAGAGCAAUGUUGCAAGAUAUGCAGGAGCAAAUGAGGAGUACGACACAUGAUACGAGCCUGUUUGCUAUUGAAAAGGAUCUAAAAAUUCAACUAGAGAAAUGGAGCAAUGUGGAGGAAAGUAUAUUUAUGCAGAAAUCAAGAUGCUAG